This is a messenger RNA of Rhinichthys klamathensis goyatoka, 1435 nucleotides long. RefSeq lists its product as uncharacterized. Lineage: Eukaryota; Metazoa; Chordata; Actinopteri; Cypriniformes; Leuciscidae. The transcript is spliced from 5 exons. The coding region runs from base 74 to 787 and encodes 237 amino acids. The record is from RefSeq and is a predicted model, not a curated record. Gene Ontology annotation, biological process: response to bacterium.
AGUUCAGCUCUGACUUCCCCUCUCGUCUGUGUGGUCGAGGUUUGUGUUUCUGCUCACAGUACGAGAUGUGUGAAUGAUCACUAUAGCAGAUAUUAUUCAUCUGGAUCAGAUCAUGAAGAUCAUACAGCUGCAGAUCUAUCUGUUCAUGUUGUAUCAAGCCACAGAGAGUCUAACAAACACACCAGUAUCUUUAGGAUCUGAUGUGAAUAUAACCUGUGAUCUUGAUAUAAAGGAGAUUUACUGGUACAAACAGAAAUUUCCGGAUCCUCCAGUGUUUUUCUUACGCACUUUCAGCAGCAGAUAUGAAGGAGGUAAAUAUGAAAACAGCAUCUCUGAACACAAAUACUCAGUGAAAACUAACAGUCGUCUGUUCAUCAAGAAUAUCACCAUUGAUGAAUUAGGAGUUUAUUAUUGUGUGAAAACUAGUGAACCUCUAAAAUUCAACAACGGCACCAAAAUCUACAUCAGCGAUUUUGUCCAUAAUAAUUUUACAGACUCGGUCCACAGGAAUCAGACAGAUGACGCUCCACAACACCAGAUAUCAUGGAGAAAUAUGACCAUCAUAUUCAUCCUGAUAAAUGUUCUUCUGACCAUUGCCGUGAUAGGUUUGGUGAAGAGCUGCAUUGACGCAACUAGAAGAUCUAAAAACACUUCAAAGAAACCUCAAAAUACUGCAGCUCAAAACACAAAUGAUCCACAGUAUGCUGAAAUUGAUUUCGCCAAGUGCUCGAGACGAAACCGGCCUUGCCAGGAUCAGACCACCUACUCUUUUCUUCAGCCCGUAUAAAAGCUGUAUGAAGUAUUAUCCAUUAUAAAUCUAAAUUGCAUCUGAAUUUCUUUACAAAACUAAAAUUUGUUGUUUCUGUUAUACUUGUAAUGCUUCUCAAAUCAAUGUCAAUGAAAAGCAAGAUCCCAUUAGUGAACAAAAUUUGGGUUUUUUUUUUCUGGUGUUUAGUGUAAAUAUAUACCGUGUUGUAUAUAUUAAUACAGUGCUAUUCGCUGAUAUAAUUGUCUCUAUAGACCUUUUUAUCAUUUUUUCUUCUUGCCAGUGCUCUGAGAUGUUCACGCUUGCAGUAAACCAGAGGGCAAUGUGGUUUCUGUGUGUUAGAGCAACUUUUCACAAAUGAAAAUUUGAGCUACUUUAUGUAUGUGUAUUUGUAUGUUAAAGAAAUUUGGCAUAGAGCUAGAGUGGAAAUCACAUGAACAACGCUUAAUAAAUAUGUAUUUUUUAUCUUAUUUAUAUAUUUUUUGCAUGCAUAUUAAUUGUUCUGAAUAAUUUGGUUCUUACAUAUUAAAACGGGUGACUUCUGCUCUGUUUCUGUGUGGUUAACAUAGUGUGGUUUCGUGCAAAUGAAGUGUUCCACUAGUUUGGUGAGUUGAUGAACGAAACACACAUAAACUUUGCAUACAUAUAGACAGGUGGUUUAAACAUUUA